AUGUUAGUGAAAAUAGGAAUCAAGAUUCAAGCCACAAAAAAUAAUAGUUUUAGAUCAUUCAGCACCCAAGCUGCAAAUGCUGGAAGUCCACAGCCUCCACCACCUCCUCCACCUCCAGAGAAAACCCAUUUUGGUGGAUUAAAAGAUGAGGACUGGAUUUUUACCAACUUGUAUGGGUUGCAUGACUCUUUUCUCAAAGGUGCCAUGAAGCGGGGAGACUGGUAUAGAACAAAGGACUUGGUACUCAAGGGUGCUGAUUGGAUUGUUAAUGAAUUCAAGAAGUCUGGCCUCCAAGGACGUGGUGGUUCUGGUUUCCCCUCUGGCCUCAAAUGGUCAUUCAUGCCAAAAGUAUCUGAUGGACGUCCCUCCUACCUCGUGGUUAAUGCUGAUGAAAGUGAACUUGGAACUUGCAAAGAUAGGGAAAUCAUGCGCCAUGAUCCACACAAGCUAUUAGAGGGCUACUUAAUUGCUGGGGUGGGAAUGAGAGCCUCUACUGCAUAUAUCUACAUUAGGGCUUAUGGAGCUGGGUUAUUGGGCAAGAAUGCAUGUGGUUCUGGCUAUGAUUUUGAUGUUCAUAUCCACUAUGGUGCCGGUGCUUAUAUUUAUGGUGAAGAGACUGCACUUUUAGAAAGCCUAGAAGGAAAACAAGGGAAACCAAGGCUGAAGCCUCCCUUCCCAGCCAAUGCAGGGUUGUAUGGCUGUCACACUACUAUUACAAAUGUGGAAACGGUGGUUGUCUCUCCCACCAUUUUGAGGCAUGGACCAGAGUGGUUUGCUAGUUUUGGCAGGAAGAAUAAUUAUGGAACAAAAUUGUUUUGUUUCUUAGGUCAUGUGAACAAACCUUGCACAGUUGAAGAGGAGAUGAGUAUUUCUCUCAAAGAGUUAAUAAAGAGGCACUGUGGAGGUGUUCGAGGUGGAUGA
Messenger RNA from Hevea brasiliensis (rubber tree), 921 nucleotides. Its product is annotated as NADH dehydrogenase [ubiquinone] flavoprotein 1, mitochondrial-like. The coding region runs from base 1 to 921 and encodes 306 amino acids. NCBI's taxonomy places the organism in Eukaryota, Viridiplantae, Streptophyta, Magnoliopsida, Malpighiales, Euphorbiaceae. The transcript is spliced from 2 exons. The record is from RefSeq and is a predicted model, not a curated record. Gene Ontology annotation, biological process: mitochondrial electron transport, NADH to ubiquinone.